This is a messenger RNA of Gaeumannomyces tritici R3-111a-1, 1833 nucleotides long. RefSeq lists its product as hypothetical. NCBI's taxonomy places the organism in Eukaryota, Fungi, Ascomycota, Sordariomycetes, Magnaporthales, Magnaporthaceae. The record is from RefSeq and is a predicted model, not a curated record. Bases 261 to 1331 code for a protein of 356 amino acids. The transcript is spliced from 2 exons.
CCUGCACGCGCCGUAGCUCCCAUCCCGCGUUGAUGGAAAUUUAUCCCGCCCAACCUCCAACCUCGCGUUGCUCAAGCCCCAACUUUCCAUUCCUUCCAAUGCUUGGAGUCGGCACUCCCACCUAAAUCCAUCUGGCCGCGCCAUUUACCAAACCGCUUGCUACACACGGGCUUUCUUUGGACCCUCGAUUACCGCCUUCUCUGUCCUCCGCGCCUUCCCGCUUCUUCUGCGUCCUUGCUCGCUCCGCGUAACCGCCCACGAUGCCUCCCAUGGAGCUUCCAGCCGAGAUUUUGGAUUUAAUCAAGGACUCGCCGCAUAGUAGCCGCGCGUCCAACCCCAACGAAUACCAAGGCUCGAGCGACGACAGCGACGACAGCGACGACGACGACGAAGUUAGCCAUGCCCGAGCCUUGAGCACCGAGCAACCCGGCGACAGCGCGCAGGCUGUUCUUGAUGUCGACGACGACGCCAUGGACUCCCAGGACCUCGAAAGCUUCAAGGUCACCAGCGACAUCGCCAUGGAAUCUCCGGGCCCUGCACAGCAGAAUGCCAUGGGCACCGCGCCUGCCGACAUUACCGUCGCUGCCGUGAAAGAGAUUAUGGCCGAGCUAGGUGGAAAGCUCAAGACGUCGGAGCGGUUAACCUCGAUGCUGGGUUUACCGGCUUUCCGACCCGCCAAGCUCGCACCUGUGUGGGCCGGCAGACGCAUCAUUUGGGAGCGUGUUGUCAACGUCGAGGCCAUUAUGACGCAAAUAGUUGGCUCCGAGUGCCGCGAGCCCUGCAACCGCUGCAGCCUCAGCCUGGGUCCGUUCGAGGGAUGCUAUACGGUCCCCGGUCUCACUUCGUCGUGCGGCAACUGCGCCUACAACUCGCAGGGACAUCGAUGCAGCAACAACCCCAAAAACGUCGGCAGGGUGCCUAUUCCAAGGGGCCCGCGCGACACCUACUCGCACAAGCGGAAGAAGCCACACAGCUUUCGAAGCGCUGUGCAUAGCCAGUCAACUGCUACUGUUUCGGCUGGCGGCAGCAGCGUGGCGGCCACAUCUCCAUCGACCCGAACGAUUUCCUUCAGCAACGCCGCGACCGACUCCACGCCUGCAUCUUCGGUCACGGCAAGUGGCGGCGGCCGGGCUGGCGGUGACAACACAUUCGUGUUGCAGGCAGCCCUUCCGGGCGAUUUCGGAGUUGAUGACGCCAUGAUGCUGCGACGUGUGCUGCACGAGGUUGCGGAGCAGCUUAUUUUUCAACAGCAGGAUACGCGGCGCAUCAGGGGCGUGCUGCGCAACCUAUCAGGCUCGUUGGAGGAUUACGCCAGUGAGAUGCAAGGCUAACACUGUGCACAUGUGCUUUCUGGAUUCGUUUAUUUCGCUUUCAGGUGGCCGCAAAACCCGUCGUGAUUUGGAAUUACCAGUUUCCAACGGUAACCUUAUUUGCGUUUGGGGAUUUUUGCUUCCGAGAAAACAAUCCGGAGUCCUUUUAGCACAUUGGUUUUUUUUUUUGGGGGCGUUUAUGGGUUUUAACUUUUGGUGAUACCCGGUUUUUUUUUGCUUUGCUUUAUAACGACAGCGUGGGACAGGAUCGGGAACCUAAAACGCGCAGCACAGGUAGCAGAUUAUAGCCGGCGGCUGGAUAAAACAAAUGGCUUGGGAGUGCUUAUCCACGGCCAAAUCGAUGGCACACAUUAUGAAGACUCGGGGGAGUCGAAAUUGCGUGUGCUUAUUUUCAACCCUGAAUUAAGUUUAUGGUGUUUACGUCAGAGUGGGGUAAGCGGAGGAACAUAGGAAUAACCGUAGGCCCGUGCUGUGCCAGGUCGCGGUAAACAUGAACACUGGA